Molecule: messenger RNA, 3194 nt
Organism: Brassica rapa (field mustard)
Lineage: Eukaryota; Viridiplantae; Streptophyta; Magnoliopsida; Brassicales; Brassicaceae
Product: polyadenylate-binding protein 6
Molecular function (GO): RNA binding
Source: RefSeq, a predicted model, not a curated record
UGCGAUCAAAGGCGAGAAAAAAAAAAUCAGAGCUUGAGACGAAAAGGAAAAUCAGUCGCCAAAUUCUCCUUGACUGUCCCCGUCGUCUCCGCUCAUCUCUGCCGCGACUCCGUCACCGGCAAAUCACUGCGUUACGCUUACGUCAACUUCGAUUCCGCCAUCACCGCGUCGAAUGCGAUGGCGUGCUUGAACCACACCGAUCUGAAGGGGAAGACGAUGCGUAUAAUGUGGUCUCAGAAAGAUGUUGCGUACCGUCGUCGUAGUGGAUUGGGAAAUCUCUUCGUUAAGAAUCUUGACAGCUCCAUCACUAGCAGCUGCUUAGAGCGGAUGUUUAGUCCCUUCGGAGUCAUACUUUCUUGCAAAGUAGCUGAGGAGAAUGGCCAAAGUAAAGGCUUCGGUUUUGUUCAGUUUGCUACGGAACAAUCUGCUGUUGCUGCUCGUCUUGCCUCCCACGGCUCUAUGGUUGAUGGCAAGAAACUGUUUGUGGCUAAGUUCAUUAACAGGGAUGAAAGAGCUGCUAUGUCUGGGAAUCAAGAGUUCACAAACGUUUAUGUGAAGAAUCUGCUCGAGAGUGUUACAGAGGAUUUUCUCCAUACGAUGUUUUCCCAAUGUGGGACGGUCUCUAGUGUUGUGGUUAUGAGGGAUGGUAUGGGAAGAUCGAGAGGUUUCGGAUUUGUCAACUUCUGCCAUCUAGAGAAUGCAAAGAAAGCUGUGGAAUCUCUCAAUGGAAAACCACAUGGAUCGAAGAAGUUGUUUGUUGGAAGGGCUUUGAGAAAAGCUGAAAGGAUGGAGAUGCUGAAACAGAAGCACAAAGACAAUUUUGUUGUCAAGUUUAAUGUUGGUUGGUUUAAUCUGUACGUGAAGAACUUGAGUGAAGCAAUCAACGAAACAAGGCUGCUAGAGAUAUUUGGAAGCUAUGGGAAGAUAGUCUCAGCAAAAGUGAUGCAUGAUAAAAAUGGCAAAAGUAAAGGAUUCAAUUUCAAUUUAAAAAAAAAAAUUAAUAAAUUUUUUUUUUCUUAAGGACUCCAUCUUCAAAAACACCAUUGGACCACCUGUGUUGAUUUGAAUCCUUAACUAUUCAAACAAAAACCAAAAAAAAAAAAAUAUUACUAAAAUAUUCCUAAGGAUUCAUUGGUGAACCUCACCAUUGCAUAUGCUCUAAAUAGCCAUGUAUCGUCACGAAACGAUAUGCCUUGUUGUUAAAUGGUAAGGAUUGUCAUUGUUGUGUUCACGUUUACAACUCAAAAAAAAUACAAUGCAUUGUACUAUAAUUUUUUUUCCCAUACCAGUUUCUUUUCACCUAUCAUAUUAUCUGAUGUUGAAUUAGGAUUGGUUAGUUUGUUUGUUUUUAGGUUGAUAGAUCACAGCUAUAAACCCGGGUUACAAUCCUAAUUUGAGAGAUCAAAUUCACCUUUACGAAAUCUUUAUUUUAGUUUCUGAAAUUUUUUGAAAGCAUUUAAAACUUUGUGAAAUGUUUUAAAAACCACACAAAAUUUUGUGAAAGCAUUUAAUGUAUUAUUUGUAGAAAAUGAUUAAAUUUUUUAAAGAGAAUGUUAUAAUUUUUUUUAUCAUAUUUUAUAUAAAAUGAAGUAUAUAUUUAUAUUUAAAAUAAAAUAAAACGAUGAGUAAACUAGUUAGAAUUUUAUUUUAUUAUUAUUUUUAAUAAAUAUUUAAGAAUUUAAAUAUUUCUAAUAGGUACAAAUUGUAAAUAACACGUAAAUUAAAAUUAAAAUUAAAAUUUUGUUUAUUUUAAUAAAAUAGAUUUUUGAAAUAGAUAUUGAAAUAUUAAAAAAAUAUAUAAUCUAUAUAUAUAUAAAUAUGUUCGCUUCUCUCCUGUGAUGCCACGUCAUCAAGUCGUGCGUUAUGAGAGUGACACAUGUUCCAUUUUAUAUUUGAGGCCAAAAUAAAUGAAUGCAAUCAGGAGUAAUUGAACCCAUCACCUCUAACACUGGUAAUUUCUCUUAGAACCAAUAGGCUAAAGUCACUUUUUAUAAAUAUAUAAAUAUGUUCGUUUCUCUCUUGUGAUGCCACGUCAUCAAGUCGUGCGUUAUGAGAGUGACACAUGUUCCAUUUUAUAUUUGAGGCCAAAAUAAAUGAAUGCAAUCAGGGGUAAUUGAACUUAACACCUCUGGCACUGGUAAUUUCUCUUAGAACCACUAGGUUAAAGUCACUUUUUAUCAAUAUAUAGCCGCGAAAAUACUUAUUAUCGUGUCGGCUGGAAGCUCAUGCUUCUUGUGCUUGUGGCCGGGGCCGAUACUGAACUGACGUCAAGAUGAAGAUCGUGAAGUUAAAAACUUUGCUCCAAACAGUUUUGCAAUAUUUCUAACCUUUAUAACUUAAUGCAUAUAAUAUAUAUCAAAAUACAUUUGUUGUACACGCUUUUAUUAGUUUUGCUUUUAAAAGAAGGUAUUUACAGUUCUAAAUGUUUUGUGCCAGUGAAAUAAUGGUUGAAAAAUCUCUAUAGAUAUGUCAUUUUAAAAUAACACUCAACUUCUAUAUAUAGUCAAUACAUAUGUCCAUGUUAUAUUCUAGACUAAAUAUUUUCUCUUUUAAAAAUAUAGAAAACAGUUUUUUUUAAUCUACAAGCAAAUGUUGUAAAGCAAGUAUGCAUUAUACAAAAUAAUAUAUAUUUAAAAUCCAUACACAAAAACAUAAAAGUUGUUAUAGACCUUUUUCUGACACAUACACAUUCCACUAUGAAUAAGAAUUUAAAAAAAAACAGUAUUGUCAUCAAACUUUAUCACAAAUCCACAUUUGUAUAUCUAUAAUUAUGAGUUGGACAAUUAGUUAAUUUGAUACAAUAUCAAAGCAAAAAUAAUCGAAAAACAACUAUAUCACCGCAUACUAAUAAGUAACACAUAACAGAUAACUAAAUUUUUGAAUCUUAAAAAAAUUUCAACUCGAGCAUUUAUUGAAUAUCAAAUUAACUAAUAUCCCGUCCGUAGGGCGGGCCGAUCCUAGUAUAGUAAUAAAUUUAGUUUGAUGAGUUAAUUCUAGCUUUAUGAUGAAAAAGGGGUCAAAAGAGGUGCAAGGUUGGGUGUGUCUAGUUGGUUUUAAUAGAUCUUGUGGUUGGUGGAAGUGUUAUUAGCUUUGGUCCAAAACAAAUAUAUUCAGAGAGUGAGAGAGAGAGAUUAUAGAAAGACGACGACGACGCUUACCCAAAAUCUCGAAUCCCUAGGUUUUGGAUUUAAAAA